UUAAUUUAAUUGUCAAAUACUAUAUUUUUAAAUUAAAUAAAUACAAAGUCUUUUGUCUCUUGUUCUUUUGAUACGUAUACGUUCGCAAUGAACUGCAUGCAUCGUUCGCGGUUUUUAAUAAAGUCUUUGUUAAGCAGAGCAAGAACCAUUACACGUCUUGGAUCAACUCUCUCUCAGCCGCAACGUCCACCGUCUCUCUCCUCCCCCGUCAUGAGUAGACUUGAAACUCACACAACAAGACUCUGCAUCGUCGGCAGUGGCCCGGCGGCUCACACGGCGGCUAUCUACGCAGCUAGAGCUGAACUUAAGCCUCUUCUAUUUGAAGGAUGGAUGGCUAACGACAUAGCUCCCGGCGGUCAACUAACAACCACCACCGACGUUGAGAACUUCCCUGGCUUUCCAGUAUGUUCAAAAUCUUAUGAAGGUAUUCUCGGAGCAGAGCUCACGGAAAAGUUCAGGAAGCAGUCGGAGAGAUUCGGCACGACUUUCUUCACGGAGACGGUGACUAAAGUCGACUUCAUGUCGAAGCCGUUUAAGCUGUUCACAGACUCCAGAGCCGUUCUUGCCGACGCCGUGAUUCUCGCUACGGGAGCUGUGGCCAAGCGGCUUAGUUUCCCUGGCUCUGGUGAAGGCUCAGGAGGUUUCUGGAACCGUGGAAUUUCGGCGUGUGCUGUCUGCGACGGAGCUGCUCCUAUAUUCCGUGACAAACCUCUGGCGGUUAUCGGGGGAGGCGACUCGGCGAUGGAAGAGGCCAACUUCCUCACCAAGUAUGGCUCCAACGUGUAUAUAAUCCAUAGGAGAGACGCUUUUAGAGCCUCUAAGAUUAUGCAGCAGAGAGCUCUGGCUAAUCCUAAGAUCGACGUGAUAUGGAACUCGACGGUUGUGGAGGCUUACGGUGACGUGGAGAGAGGCGUUCUUGGAGGGUUGACGGUGAAGAAUGUGGUCAGUGGAGAGGUUUUGGAUUUGAAAGUUUCUGGAUUGUUCUUUGCGAUUGGUCAUGAGCCAGCAACGAAGUUUCUUGAUGGUGCGGUUAAGCUUGAUUCAGAUGGCUAUGUGGUGACGAAGCCCGGUUCUACACAGACUAGUGUUGCCGGAGUUUUUGCCGCCGGGGAUGUCCAGGACAAGAAGUACAGGCAGGCGGUAACAGCUGCGGGAACUGGAUGCAUGGCAGCUUUGGAUGCGGAGCAUUACUUACAAGAGAUUGGAUCUCAGCAAGGUAUAGAGUGAUAGAUUGACAAAAUGAUCAGAUCAAGCGUUGGUGAAUAAUAUAGCUAACUGUUGCUAAUGCAAAUAUAUCCAGUAAUAUGAUUUGAGCCAUGCAAGACCUAGACAUGAUUUGUCCAAAACUACUUACUAAUGCAAAUUAAAAUACUAACACAAAAAUGUGUUUGUAGAAAUGGUUAAUGUACGCAUAUUUUAACCGCAA
Raphanus sativus (radish) is the source of this 1426-nucleotide messenger RNA. RefSeq names its product thioredoxin reductase 1, mitochondrial-like. The transcript is spliced from 3 exons. Gene Ontology annotation, molecular function: thioredoxin-disulfide reductase (NADPH) activity. Gene Ontology annotation, cellular component: cytoplasm. Gene Ontology annotation, biological process: removal of superoxide radicals. NCBI's taxonomy places the organism in Eukaryota, Viridiplantae, Streptophyta, Magnoliopsida, Brassicales, Brassicaceae. The record is from RefSeq and is a predicted model, not a curated record. Bases 88 to 1227 code for a protein of 379 amino acids.